This is a messenger RNA of Danaus plexippus (monarch butterfly), 1549 nucleotides long. Its product is annotated as neural/ectodermal development factor IMP-L2-like. The transcript has 7 exons. Gene Ontology annotation, cellular component: neuron projection. The coding region runs from base 239 to 994 and encodes 251 amino acids. The record is from RefSeq and is a predicted model, not a curated record. NCBI's taxonomy places the organism in Eukaryota, Metazoa, Arthropoda, Insecta, Lepidoptera, Nymphalidae.
UCGAGUUAAAAAGACGUAUCGAUAACUACCGCGCACAUCACUAUCAUCAAAUCGGCCUUUCCUUCAGAUAUACACUUUGAUGGCAUUUGUGUGAUCAGUUCGUGUAGUAACUUAUUAAGAUGUUAAAAGUGUUUCGGAUACAAUAUUAUUUGUAUUUCACCAUAAAGUAACAGUUCAUCGAGGCUACAAAUUAAACCGUGCGAAAAAAAGAUAUAACCAAGAAUCUCAUCUAGUACAAAUGUUCGUCAUAGUAGUGGUGCUACUGUUAGCGGGCGGCAACGCAGCCAGCGUCCAUAGACAAGUGAAGCAAAUGACUGAAAACCACAUAGAUAGCGUACGAAAACCGCCAACAAAGAGUUUUAUAACUCUAUCGCGACGCCCGCCGGCUGUAAUCCCACACGAACCCGGCGCUGCUCUAGAGUUGACGUGCGAGGCGGUCGCCGCACCCGCGCCAUCUAUACAUUGGUUCAAGAACGACGCUCCAGUUUAUGAAUAUGAUAAAGGCUCCAAUGAAAUAAUAGAAGCGAACCCCACAUCGUUGGCACGUAUUUCAUCCACGCUGCUGGUGGCCCGUACUGACGCACCAGCCAAAUAUUCAUGUUUAGCUGUGUCGGGUCAGCACACAGCGCAUGCUAACACUAUUGUUUAUAGUACUGAUGGCAGUGUGGACAAUUCGGAGCGAGCCAAGCUUGUGCCAUUGGCCCCUAAAAUUGUCGUCUCAUACAAAGUAUAUGUCGACACGAUAGGAAGUAAUAUAGUGCUGCCAUGUGAGGUCAAAGGUCAUCCUCGGCCAGCGGUAACCUGGAGGGAUAACAAUGGCACUAUUGUUAAGAAAAGCGCGAGAAUGCAGGUGCUGCGUUCCGGAGCAUUGCGCCUGCGCAACGUUGCUUGGAGCGAUCUUGGCGCGUGGCGUUGUGGUGCCAGCAAUGCCUUCGGAGGAGCUGGCGCUGAAACCUUCCUUUAUCCGGCUCGGCCAAACGACACCGAUGGUUAGACGUCCACUAGCAAAGCAAGUUCCUGUGCAAGAUAUUAUUAGAGCGCUUCACACGAGGCGCGGUGCGCUGCGUUUUUAUACUUAAUAUUAUUAUUUUAAUGUAUUCAUGAACUUCUAAGUAUUCCUUGAUUUUUAUAAUUGAAUUCGUUAUAAAUUUCUUAACCGCCUUCUGUAUACUAGUUUAUUUUCCAGUAUUUUCUUUUGUUAAUGUAUUUAUAUAUUAUUAAAUGUAUCAAAGGAGACGUUUAUUCCGAUAUCUUCAUCGUAUGUUUGAUAUUAUGCGAUUAUUCGGCUGGACCGAUUAUUCGUUAGUAAAUUGUUUACUUAAAACAACAGUAUACGUACAAAUAUGAAGUUUCUCACAUAUUACAUAGCUACAUCUUGCCAUAUAAAAAAAUCCGUUCAAUAAAAAAAAAAAAAAAUUGAGUAUAAUAUUAAAUGUUUUAUCCGCAUAAACCUUUCAGUUUUGUAUAUUUUAUAUGUCAUUACUAUAAAUGUGAUCAUUAAGUAUACUGUGAUUAUAUAGAUUAUGAAAAUAAAGAAAAUGUGAACACA